This is a messenger RNA of Lates calcarifer (barramundi perch), 5665 nucleotides long. It is a transcript of the gene elnb, whose product is annotated as elastin b. The transcript has 35 exons. NCBI's taxonomy places the organism in Eukaryota, Metazoa, Chordata, Actinopteri, Centropomidae. The record is from RefSeq and is a predicted model, not a curated record. The coding region runs from base 32 to 4108 and encodes 1358 amino acids.
UGAUGCCAGUGCCAAAGCUCGUAAAUACGGUAUGUUAAGUGGAGCACUUGGAGGUCCGGGAAUAGGUCCUGGUGGGGUCAGGCCUGGUGGUGCCGGCACAGGCUAUGGACCAGGUGGUACUGGGACAGGCUAUGGACCAGGUGGAGUCGUACCUGGUGGUGCUGGUACUGGUUUUGGACCAGGUGGAGUCGGACCAGGUGGUGUUGGCACAGGCUAUGGACCAGGUGGAGUCGGACCUGGUGGUGCUGGUACUGGUUUUGGACCAGGUGGAGUCGGACCUGGUGGUGCUGGUACUGGUUUUGGACCAGGUGGAGUCGGACCAGGUGGUAUUGGCACAGGCUAUGGACCAGGUGGAGUCGGACCUGGUGGUGCUGGUACUGGUUUUGGACCAGGUGGAGUCGGACCUGGUGGUGCUGGUACUGGUUUUGGACCAGGUGGAGUCGGACCUGGUGGUGCUGGUACUGGUUUUGGACCAGGUGGAGUCGGACCAGGUGGUGUUGGUACAGGCUAUGGACCAGGUGGAGUCGGACCAGGUGGUGCUGGCUAUGGACCAGGUGGUGCUGGCUAUGGACCAGGAGGUUAUGCCGGUGCCAAAGCCCGUAAAUAUGGUCUGCCGGGAGGUGGCGGAGGUGCUCUUGGUGCAGGAGGACUUGGUGGUGGAGUUGGGCCUGGAUCUGGGCUCGGAGCAGGAGGAGGGAUUCCAGGAAGAGGUGUUGGAAUAACAACUGGCGGUGGACCUGGAGCAGGAUUAGGGACCGGUGGGAUACCUGGUUCUGGUGUUACAACGGGAGGUGGACCAGGUGGCUUUGGACCAGGUGGUGCUGGAGGGCUUCCUGGUGGUGGCGUAGGACCAGGACCUGGCUUCGGCCCUGGGACCACAGGAGCAGUAGGAACUGGAGGAACAGGAUAUGGACCUGGUGGAUAUGGGCCAGGUGUUGGACCUGUGCCUGGUACUGGUUAUGGACCAGGUGGAGGCUAUGGUGUGGGACCAGGGACUGGAUAUGGAACAGGUUAUGGACCUGGAUCAAAACCUGCUAAAUACGGUCAAGGUGGAAUGGGUGCUGGUGGCGUACUUGGAGGUGGAGCAGGACGAGGUGGUUAUGGACCAGGAGGUUUUGGACCUGGCACUGGAGGCUUUGGUACGGCUGGAUCUAAAGCUGCUAAGUACGGGCAACCUGGUGGAGUAAUACCUGGGGCAGGAGCAGGGACUGGCACUGGAGGAGCAGGGACAAGGACGGGCACUGGUGUUUCAGUGAAUGGCACCAGCACUGUUGGUGGUACAGGGACAACAGCUGGACCCAGCGGAAGAGGACCUGGAGGCACACCAGCUCCAUCAUCAGAAGGUGAUGGUGGUGCUGGCAGUGUGAUAGAAGGGUCUGGAAGUUCAGGAGGAGAAGGAGGCACUGGUGUAGGUGGCAGACCAGUGGGAACAGGUGGUGAUGGAGAUGGCCUGAGUGGAACAGGAAUCCCCAUCAUUGGAGCAAAACCAGGACUCAAUGGGACCGAAGUUCCAGGUUCCACUGGAGCUGUCCCUGUUGGUGGCGGGGCUGUGACACCAAGUGCAGGGACGGGUGUUGGUUCUGGUGGUGAUGUCUCAAGCGGGACGCUGCCUGGAGCCAAACCUCUUAAACCCCCAGGUGUCCCCAGAGGUGACACACCAGGCGAAGGAGAUGGAGAGGGAGGUCCUGAUGGUGAGAGAGGUGGUACAGGCGGAGGACCAGGAGGAGUAGGAGGGGGUCCUGCCAGUUCAGGAGGAGCAGGAGGGGUUUUAGGUGGUGUAACAGGUGUGGGAAGAGGAGACAGUCCUGCUACUGGAACUGGAGUUGGACCACAAGGUGCAACUGGUGGCGUGGGAGGAACACCUAAACCACCCAAAGUGUACAGACCUGAUGGGACUGUGACAGGAGCUGGUCCUGGAGGAGUUGGAGCCGGUCCUGGAGGAGUUGGAGCUGGACCUGGAGGAGUUGGAGCCGGCCCUGGAGGAGUUGGAGCUGGACCUGGAGGAGUUGGAGCCGGCCCUGGAGGAGUUGGAGCCGGCCCUGGAGGAGUUGGAGCUGGACCUGGAGGUGUUGGAGCUGGUCCUGGAGGUGUUGGAGCUGGUCCUGGAGGAGCAGGCUUGGUACCUGGGGCUGGUGGGCCUGGUGGAGUAGGAACAGGAGCCCUUAAACCUGGAAAAAGUUAUGGUGCUGGUGGAGCUGGAGUUUUACCAGGAGGAGGUAUACGUUACCCAACUGGAGCUGGAGUAGGACAGGGAACCGGAAAACCAGGCAAAGCAUAUGGAACUCUUGGAGCAGGAGGCCAGGGUGGCUAUGGUACUGGUCCAGGAGGAUAUGGUGCAGGACCCGGAGGCUAUGGGGCUGGCCCAGGUGGCUAUGGUACUGGACCUGGAGGCUAUGGAGGCAGAGGCGUUGGUCCUGGGGGAGCUGGAACACUCGGAGCUGGAGGGGUUGGAACUGGUCCUGGAGGUUUGGGAGGAGGUGUAGGAACAGGAGUAGGCCCCGGUGGAGUUGGUGGUGGACUGGGGGGAUAUGGUGGUGGUGUGGGUCCUGGUUCAAGAUAUGGCACAGGUACAGGACUGGGUACCGGCACAGGCAAACCACCAAAAAGUUAUGGACCAGGUGGAAUUGGUUCUGGUCCAGGAGGUUUUGGACCAGGUGGUUUUGGGCCUGGUGGUGCAGGGACAGGACUGGGUGGUACCGGAACCAGACCAGGUGGCUUUGGACCAGGUGGUUUUGGACCAGGUGGUGUUGGCACAGGACCAGGUGGUUUUGGACCAGGUGGUGUUGGGCCUGGCGGUGCAGGGACAGGACUGGGUGGUGCCGGAACCAGACCAGGUGGCUUUGGACCAGGUGGUGUUGGCACGGGACCAGGUGGUUUUGGACCAGGUGGUGUUGGAACAGGACCAGGUGGUUUUGGACCAGGUGGUGUUGGCACAGGACCAGGUGGUUUUGGACCUGGUGGAGCAGGGACUAUUCCUGGUGGAGGUCAAGGACUGGGAGCAAGAAAGCCACCCAAAUCAGGCUAUGGAUCGUCCUCACUGGGUGUAGCUCAAGGUACUGGACCUGGCAGAUAUGGGCCUGGUGGGUUUGGGCCUGGAGGCGUUGGACCAGGUGGUGCUGGUACAGGAGGCUUCGGACCAGGUGGUGCUGGUACAGGAGGCUUCGGACCAGGUGGUGCUGGUACAGGAACAGGAGGCUUCGGACCAGGUGGUGCUGGUACAGGAGGCUUCGGACCAGGUGGUGCUGGUACAGGAGGCUUCGGACCAGGUGGUGCCGGUCCAGGAACAGGAGGCUUCGGACCAGGUGGUGCUGGUACAGGAGGCUUCGGACCAGGUGGCGCUGGAACAGGAACAGGAGGCUUUGGACCAGCGGGGCAAGGAUUAGGAAAAAGAAAACCUAAAGCUGGUUAUGGAGGAGCAGGGUAUGGAACAGCAGGAGGAUUAGGAGGAGGUGUGGGAACUGUUCCUGGUGGAGUAGGAGCUGGACCUGGAGGUUAUGGCCCUGGGGGAUAUGGUCCAGGUGGUGCUGGUUUUGGCCCAGGAGGUACUGGACCUGGUGGUUUUGGCCCGGGAGGUACUGGACCUGGUGGUUUUGGCCCGGGAGGCACUGGACCUGGUGGCUUUGGCCCAGGAGGCGCCGGACCUGGUGGCUUUGGCCCAGGAGGUGCUGGAACUGGGCCAGGGGGUUUUAGACCUGGUGGGGCUGGUGGAUAUGGACCUGGUGGCCAGGCACUUGGGACAAGAAAGCCUCCUAAAUCAGGUUAUGGCUCGUCAUUGGGUGGAACUGGCUAUGGACCAGGUGGUGGAGUAGGAGGGCUUCCUGGUGCAGGAACAGGACGUAUCAAUGGAGGCACAGGUAGUGUAGCGGGAGGUGCAGGAAGUCCUGUUGGAGCAGGCCAGGGAGCAGGAGGAGUGGGCGGCUUACCAGGGGGUGCUGGACCUGGCUUUGGUGGGGCAGCUGGUGGAGGCUAUCCAGGAUAUACGGGGGCCGGGCAAAAAUCCAAGGCACAGAAAGCAGCCAAAUAUGCAGCCAUGCAGGCCUUACUGGGAUCAGGGGGCUACAGAGGUGCUGGCUGUCAGGGUGAAUACUGUGGCCGAAGGAGGAAGUGAGAAACCAACAGGAAGUGACCUCAUUAAAACAACAGUGGUGCUACUGCAUGAUCCCAAAUUGUAGAUGUUUAAACCUGCCAUAGAAGCUAAAGCUUCAACACACUCCAUGUUACCUUUUCAUUUUCUUAAAUUUUAUACAAGGGUCUCUUUCAAAAAGAGCAGUGGUUCUCAACUUGUUAGGGUCAUGAUUCCUUAAGACAAGGCGAUGCCUCUGUUGUAGGCAGAGUGGCGAAAUGCGUCCUUGUCAUGGAUAAUUGAGCGAUGGUCAAAGAAUUAAAAAUAUUCACCAUUUCAGAAAAAGAAGCACAAAUUAAAGUAGAGUCCCUAUGGGGAAAUAAUUGUUAUGAAUCAUCUUGUCACCCUCUGGGGAUCCAGACCUCCAGGCUGAGAACCACUGAAAUAAAAGAUUUUAAGACCAAGUUGUGCUAUAAUACAGUAUUUGCUUAUUGUUGUUGCGUUUGAACAUCAUUUGUGUUCCUGUGCAAGUUAUCACCAUGAAUCCUCUGGGUGAAGACCAAGGACUCCCUCAGGGCAGCUCCUUCAGACCUGUCUGCAUGCUGAUGACACAAGUUUUUUUUGUUUUUUUUUUAAAUACCUUCUCCAAUGCCACAUUUUUAUCCAGUUAGACUGGAUUUUCCUUAGGUCUGCAGAGUGUACUGUUUGUUUCAUGUGCAAACUCUUAGUUAGUCUGUCCAGCAGUGUGUACGGACAGAAACAGACGGCUGCUAUUUUGGGGAACUGUGAACAAAAGGGACUCUUCGUGGAAUUUUUCAUGGUGUGGUGUUUUUGACCAGCCAUUAUCUGAUCCCUGAAAAGCAGUCUGUGUUCAUUUCAAGGCCUCGGCAGUACCAACAAAUGUGGAGGCUGAGGGUCACUUGUGAAUCCUUCCCCUUCAUUCACGACACUAUAAAGGCAAUGUUUUAUAGCUACAUAACGCAAAUUUUGGUUUACAUGCAUAUUUCAUAUUUCAUUUUUAGGAUGUAUUUGUUAUGAUAUUCUGAUGUGGCUUAGAUUUGACUUAGAUUAGCUGUUACAGAAAGCAUUAAAACCAAAUGUGAGGUAAUAUGAUUUGAAUACAUGAUGUGUUUAAAUGACAUCUGAGGAGUGAUUACUGUGUUUUUCUUUUUUUUUUUGAUGUACCUCCUUUAACACUGUUGGAAAAUCGUUCACGUUUACUAGUCGUUUUAAAUUAUGCUGAGAAAAAAGCAAAAAAGCUAUGUUCUUUAUCUACUUAGUCUCAUUUUACGACUUCAAGUGAAUUAAUACAGUAUUAAAUAUUUUGUGUGUGUGAGUUUUAACAGUUUUUAAAGUUAUGUACUACUAUGAUACAUACAAGUGCUUGGUUUUCUACAUUGUCCUUGAAUGUGUGCUGAAUCACACUGUAGGCUGUGAUAUCAUUGCGAUAAAAAAAGUGUAACUGAAGCUUACAUUUGUGUCUCUAUCAUGUAGCUCAACGUGUGUUUUUAACAUCUGUGUUUUUUUAUGUGGCCUAUGAAGAAAACUGUGCACUUUUUGUACACUUUCUGACAAUGCUUUCUCAAAUAAAGAAGUGACCAG